CCAACGAAAAUUGGUGUAUAAAAAAAAUUUUGCGUCGUUCUACCGGAAUAAUUUUGAUACAAUCGAACCAAAUCCAUUAAAAACUCCAAAAAUAGUUAUAAAUAUAAACAAUAAAGAAAUUAAAUAUAAAAACAUCAAAACAGACAAUAAAAUAAUUUCAAAAACAGGGAAGUGUGUGUAAAAAGACAAAGAAAAACUAAUUAGAUAAGAAAAAAAAUAGAGAAAAACUUUAAGAAAAAGGAAUCGAAAGAAAAUAAUUUGAUAUUGCAUGUUAAAAUUAACUUUACGAAAUAUUUGGACAUGAGCAGCCAAAGUCAUCGUAAAAUGUCUGGCGUACGUUUGCCAAAUAAACCUCGAUGUGAUGAAAUAGAACUUACAGAACUAUUUUCCGCCCAAAUGGCUCAGCUCUGCUUAAAUGAUGACUACUCGGAUGUAGCGUUUAUUGUGGAAGAUCAAAGGCUGCCAGCUCACCGUGUUAUGUUGGCUGGCCGCAGUGAAUACUUUCGUGCACUUUUAUAUGGCGGCCUCUCAGAGUCCAAACAAUCUGAAAUACAUCUUAAGGUACCAGUAGAUGCCUUUAAGGCAUUACUACGCUACAUUUAUUCCGGUCACUUGUCACUGACACAAAUGGACGAAGAUAACAUAUUGGAUACAUUGGGUUUGGCCAAUCAGUAUGGUCUCUCCGAAUUGGAAUUGGCCAUAUCGGACUAUUUGCGCCAGUAUUUAGCCUUGUCAAAUGUUUGUGCAAUUCUGGAUGCUGCCCGUCUUUAUAAUUUGGAGAAGUUGGCAAAAGUUUGUUUGACAUUUAUGGAUCGUAAUGCUGCCGAUAUACUGCAACAGGAAUCUUUUAAGAAUUUAUCAAAAGAAUCUCUACAAGAAGUUUUAAGACGUGAUUCGUUUUUUGCACCCGAAGUACAGAUUUUUGUAGCCGUCUGGGAGUGGUGCAAGCAUAAUAAAAAUGUUGAUAUACAGUCUGUUGUAUCAUAUGUUCGCUUGCCACUCAUGAAUCUCGAACACCUACUGCAAGUGGUACGUCCGUCAGGCAUCUUAGAACCCGAUAAACUCUUAGACGCCAUCGAAGAACAAAGUACAUCAAAAUAUUUACCAUAUCGAGCUGCCCUGUGGCCGGAGGAAAAUGUAGCUACUGCAAAAUUCGUAUCACGUAUGAUACAGGGUGAAUGUCGGGCUGAGUUAUUGAAUGGCGAUGUCACCACCUAUGACAUGGAGAAGGGCUAUUCACGGCACUGCAUCACAGAUACCAACGAAAUGGCGAUUGUCGUUGAGUUGGGCACCGCAUGCAUUAUAAAUCACAUAAAAAUUCUGCUAUGGGAUCGUGAUAAUCGUGCUUAUUCGUAUUUCAUAGAAGUUUCUGCCAAUAAAAUACAGUGGGAUCGUGUUAUUGACUACUCCCAGUAUUACUGCCGUUCGUGGCAAUUUUUAUAUUUUCAAGCACGGCCUGUUCGUUACAUAAAGCUGGUGGGCACGCAUAAUACCGUGAAUAAAGUAUUUCAUGUGGUGGCUUUAGAGGCCAUGUACACAACGAAUCUGCCAAAAGUAGUUAAUGGCAUUGUCGCACCCACGGCAAAUGUGGCCACCAUCGAGAUGAGUGCAGUGGUGGUAGAUGGUGUCAGCCGCACCAGGAAUGCUUUAAUUAAUGGUAACUACGUGGAUUAUGAUUGGGAUUCGGGUUAUACUUGUCAUCAAUUGGAAAGUGGUGAAAUUUUAGUGCGUUUGGGACAACCCUAUGUAAUUGGUUCAAUGCGCUUGCUACUGUGGGAUUGUGAUGAUCGUAACUACAGUUUCUAUAUUGAAACCUCGGUAAAUCAAAAAGAUUGGGUUAUGGUAGUGGACAAGCGCAAUGAAAAGGCCAGAUCAUGGCAAAACUUUUCAUUUACUCCCAUACCGGUGGUGUUUAUACGCAUUGUGGGUACUCGCAAUACAGCCAAUGAAAUCUUUCACUGUGUCCACUUGGAAUGUCCGUCACAGGAUCCCAAUUUCAUACUUGUUGAAAAAGAAAAACAACGUGUUGUUGAAGAAAAGAAACAGAAACAGCGUAAACUUGCCGAUAAUCAACCCAGUUCAAGCCGAGAGAGUACGUCACCACGUACUAGUUCGAAUUUAGACCAAGCGCCGCAAGUAGAUGAAGGUGUACUCGUCCAACUUGACAAUAGUUAUUUAGAAGAAACCAAUUAAGUAUUAUUAUAAUUACUACGCGAAUAUUGAAAAGAAAUUCGAAUAUAAAAUACCAAAUAAUAUCUCCAAAA
Calliphora vicina (urban bluebottle blowfly) is the source of this 2264-nucleotide messenger RNA. RefSeq names its product BTB (POZ) domain containing 9 (gene BTBD9). The coding region runs from base 301 to 2193 and encodes 630 amino acids. NCBI's taxonomy places the organism in Eukaryota, Metazoa, Arthropoda, Insecta, Diptera, Calliphoridae. Gene Ontology annotation, molecular function: protein binding. Gene Ontology annotation, biological process: adult locomotory behavior; circadian behavior; modulation of chemical synaptic transmission. The transcript has 5 exons. The record is from RefSeq and is a predicted model, not a curated record. Gene Ontology annotation, cellular component: cytoplasm.